Molecule: messenger RNA, 324 nt
Organism: Eruca vesicaria subsp. sativa (arugula)
Lineage: Eukaryota; Viridiplantae; Streptophyta; Magnoliopsida; Brassicales; Brassicaceae
Source: the annotation of a GenBank genome assembly
AUGGCUAAGAACCGCAACAAGAAUUACGUAGUAUUGGUCCUUGUUCUGAUAAUUUUGGUGGGAUCAGUUCUACUAGCCACUGAAGGACGACCGGUCAAGUAUGGUUCGACAGCGUUGGCCCAGUUGAGAGAUUCACCUGUGUACAAUGGAAGCGUAAUGUCUAAGCUUAAACCAGUUGAGUCAUCUGUGCAAGAUGUUUCUUGGCUAGCCACAGUGAAACAGUCCGGACCAAGCCCAGGGGUUGGUCAUCAUCGAGCCACGGGAUACAAGACCUUUGGACGAGUCAGAGACGAGUCUGGUCCUAGUCCUGGUGUUGGACACUAA